Messenger RNA from Chiroxiphia lanceolata (lance-tailed manakin), 1412 nucleotides. It is a transcript of the gene CCDC28A, whose product is annotated as coiled-coil domain containing 28A. The coding region runs from base 149 to 703 and encodes 184 amino acids. Lineage: Eukaryota; Metazoa; Chordata; Aves; Passeriformes; Pipridae. The transcript has 6 exons. The record is from RefSeq and is a predicted model, not a curated record.
UGGGGGGGCGGGGCCUCCGGGGGCGGGGGUGUGGCCGGGGGGGGUCUGUCCUCUUCCUCCCGUUCGCGGGGCCACGGCCGGCGUCCCGAAGCUCCGCGGUAAUAAAAUGCGGACAAGACAUUAGUCUACAUGCAGUAAACUUGAAGAAAUGGAAGAAAGGAAGAUCAAGAGGAGGAGCCCCAAAUCGUCUACCAGUCACCCUGCUCAGGUUGCUAACUCCAAGAAAAGCUCAGUGCCAGUCAGUAAGAGUACAGCCUUUUCCAACCCUGCCCCACAGCCUGCUGUGCAGAAACCAAAGUUGAAACGUGUAAUAAAAGAGAAAGCCAAACCUCCAGGAGGUGAAGCAAAAGGGGCCCAGGCAGCACCAAUCCAGCAUUCUUUUCUCACAGAUGUAUCAGAUGUCCAGGAAAUGGAACGGGGACUUCUGAGUCUCUUGAAUGACUUCCACUCUGGCAAACUUCAAGCAUUUGGAAAUGAAUGUUCCAUAGAGCAGAUGGAGCAUGUACGGAGUAUGCAGGAGAAACUUGCUCGCCUCAACCUGGAGCUCUAUGGGGAGAUGGAAGAACUGCCUGAAGAUAAAAGAAAACUAGCCAGUGAUUCCAACCUGGAUAGGCUGCUGUCAGAUCUAGAAGAACUGAAUUCAUCUAUCCAAAAACUACAUUUAGCAGAUGCUCAAGAUAUUCCAAAUGGUACCACAGGCUGAGAGAACAAUUUGGAUUUGUCAAUUUGGAUUCUCACAGAAGCUUUUCAUUCGUUUUUCCUGACAAUGGAAUCAGGAACAGUUGUGACUUUGUGUUGGUUUGUUUUCUUUUACACAACAAAGAAUCGAAGUGCAAAUUCAGGUGUUUAUUUUGCACAUUCCUCUGAGCACCACAUUAUGUCAGGGCUCAGUACCUAGAGUUGUAAAUUAUUGUUGUGCUGUGCUUUUUAUUAUUGCCUUACUUAACAGAAAAAUUAGGGAAACGAGGAAAUACAUUUCUUCUUAGUGUUCACAUGGUUGAAAAUGAUAAAUGUAUACAAGUUCACUGACAUUUCUCUAGUUUUUAAGAAGGUAGUGGUAAUGUUGCCUUACUGAUCAUUACAUAGACAAUCUGCACACUAUAACUUUAGUGUUUUGUUGAUCAGUGAUGCCACAGAUUAAUUUAUUGUUAAUAAAGUGAAAAAUUUUAAAUAUAUGAUGUUUCAUUUAGAGAAGCUGCUGUUGGUUCAGCUGUGUUAAGAAGAUGAGUUCUGGCAUUGUCCGAAUGUUUGCAGAGUUUACUUUUUUCCAUUACUGUGAAUAAUUGUAAAAUGUCACUAAAUUAAGAACUAGCGUGCAUGCUAGCAGUCUACAUAAUUUAAGUACUGUGAAAUUCCAAAAUUGGGUAAACAGUUAUUGUUCAAUAAAUCCAGUAUGUGCAAUAGUGUAGUUA